Molecule: messenger RNA, 1631 nt
Organism: Alternaria rosae
Lineage: Eukaryota; Fungi; Ascomycota; Dothideomycetes; Pleosporales; Pleosporaceae
Product: endoxylanase
Exons: 1
Coding region: 135-1421 (428 amino acids)
Biological process (GO): carbohydrate metabolic process
Cellular component (GO): extracellular region
Molecular function (GO): cellulose binding; hydrolase activity, hydrolyzing O-glycosyl compounds
Source: RefSeq, a predicted model, not a curated record
CUUCUUUGAACCCUACUGGAAGCGUGCUUCCUGACAUUCUUUUCUUGAAUACCCACAUAGAAGCGUGCUUCUGUCCUUUUUUCCACCUACCAACCAAACACCUUUGAACCCGAACCGAUCGAAAAGUAGCAAUCAUGCAUUUCAGCACAUCCUCCAUCUACUUCGGUGUCGUCGCCUUGUCUUCGACUUCCGCUGUCCUCGCAGCUGCUCCCUACGGACAGUGCGGUGGUCAGGGUUUCCAGGGCGAUGCUACCUGCCCCCAGGGAUGGUCCUGCGUCAAGAGCAACGACUGGUACAGCCAGUGCGUUAGCGGUGGUGGAAACGGCCAGGCACCUCCUGCUGCUACCGGCGUGGCACCGGCACCCGUUGUUCCUUCCGCUGCACCAGUGCCAUCGAUGAACGCCACCGAGCCCAUCGCCGCCCCUGUUGCGAUUGCUCAGCCUGCUGCCACUGGCUCAGCCGGUGGUGCCAACGGCUCUACCCCCAACGUUGCUGGAAGUGGUGCCAACGGUGCCAAGUGCUCCCUCGACGCCGCCUUCAAGUCGCACGGCAAGAAGUACCUCGGUGUUGCCACCGACCAAGGUGCUCUUGGCAAGGGCAAGAACAAGGAGAUCAUCGUCGACAACUUCGGCCAGGUCACUCCUGAGAACAGCAUGAAGUGGGACGCCACCGAGGCCACCCAGGGCAAGUUCACCCUCGACGGCGCCAACGCGCUCGUUAGCUUCGCCACCGAGAACAACAAGCUCAUCCGUGGCCACACCACUGUCUGGCACUCCCAGCUCCCUACCUGGGUUUCUUCCAUCACCGACAAGACCAAGCUCCAGGAAGUCAUGGUUGCCCACAUCAAGAAGCUCAUGACCACCUACGCCGGCAAGGUCUACGCGUGGGACGUAGUCAACGAGAUCUUCAACGAGGACGGUUCCUUCCGCUCCUCCGUCUUCUACAACGUUCUCGGCGAGGACUUUGUUGCCACCGCUUUCGCUACCGCAAAGGCCGCCGACCCAGAGGCCAAGCUCUACAUCAACGACUACAACCUUGACAGCCCCAGCUACUCCAAGACCAAGGCCAUGGCCAGCAACGUCAAGAAGUGGAUCGCUGCCGGUGUCCCCAUUGACGGUAUCGGUUCCCAGUCUCACUUGUCUGGCAGCUGGCCCAUCUCCGACUACCCUGCUGCUCUCAAGCUCCUCUGUGGCUCCGCUCCCGAGUGCGCCAUGACCGAGCUCGACAUCAAGGGCGGAUCUGCUGCUGACUACAAGACUGCCGUUACUGCCUGCUUGGACGUUGAGAACUGUGUUGGUGUUACCGUCUGGGGUGUCAGCGACACUGACUCUUGGAUCGGUGCCGCUUCCACCCCUCUUCUGUUCGACGGCAGCUUCAAGGCCAAGGAGAACUACAACGGUCUCUGCACCGCUCUUGCUUAAAUGCGUAGGGUUAGAGUACGAGGGUCGUCAACUGACUCUGCCAGCUUUCGGUAGACGUUGAGUGUUUGUUUUGUUGAGAUGGGAUGGUAUUCUAUCGUAUAUAUAUUUACUUCUUUAAGAUGAGCACAUCAUCUUCCAAUUGAUCAUUGUUGAAUCAUUUUUAAUCUAUUGCUAUAAACGUGAUAAGGUGAUGAUGAUAGGAUGUUACAU